Molecule: messenger RNA, 984 nt
Organism: Drosophila biarmipes
Lineage: Eukaryota; Metazoa; Arthropoda; Insecta; Diptera; Drosophilidae
Exons: 2
Coding region: 28-504 (158 amino acids)
Source: RefSeq, a predicted model, not a curated record
CAUGAUCUCCUCAUAACCCACCGAAAUAUGCACAAAUCCAUCUGGACACCACUCGAGGCCCCUGAAAGUUCCCCUGCCAUAACAAAGCCUUCGAUUAACCCCAGCUUGGAGGAGAAUGAGCACCGAAAGCGAGCCAUUAACAACCUCAACUGCACUUACGCCGGGAACACGAGACGCCAACAUCUCCGCAUCUCCACAUCUCAGCCGGGGAACAAUGGAGGACGACCUGGCAGCGCUCGUGCCAACUCCGCCCUGGCCAAGGAGGAGGAGGUGGAGGAGGAGGGGCUCCAGAUGAAACCGAAACCAAAGACGAAAACGAAAACGGAGACGAAGGAAGAGGGCACAAUCACCGGAAGAAAAGCGGAGCAGGAGGCCGGGCGAGGGAACGGGAGUAGGAAUGGGAUGCAGCUGGAAUCUGAUAGGAACAUCAUCUUCAUCUCGAGCAUAUCCGGCAAGUGCAAGUGCGUGGAGGUGGGUAUUCCGCAUUAUGGAGGGGGAUUAUGAUGAUGUCGCAGGACGGAGGACGGAGGACGGAGGUCGGAGAAAGGGGAAGUGAAAGCGAGUGUUGACGCUUCCAGCUGCGGGGUUAAUAAGCGAUAUAAGCGACGCGAUAACGAGUUGUGGAGUACAUGAAGUGCUCUUCCCUGCGACCCCUCAGCUGCACCGUCCCUGUGAUACAAGGCCCUCGAUGGGGAUUAAGCUGAUGGUGAAGCCACACUGCGAAAAAAUUCUAGAGCUCGCAUACGCUUAUAAUGUCACAGGAUGGGUUUUAAAUAGACACCACAUAAAGGAAAGUUUCUGGUUGUUUUUGAGGCAUGUUGAGGUAUCCCAUCUAGUGUGGUUUGCAUUUUCAAGGAGUAUUGUAAUUGUCCUAGAAGCAUUUCUCGCAGUGGAAUUCCUAAACCUCUUUUAACCCCCGGCCCCCUGAAAAGCUGCCUUUGUACUCGCCUGCUAAUGGAUGUGACAAGGCGUGUCCUGGCUGAU